This is a messenger RNA of Cajanus cajan (pigeon pea), 1467 nucleotides long. The record is from RefSeq and is a predicted model, not a curated record. Lineage: Eukaryota; Viridiplantae; Streptophyta; Magnoliopsida; Fabales; Fabaceae.
AUGAUUUUGGAUGCUUCUUUUGGUGGCUCUGUUUUGUUCAAGACUGCCGAUGAAGCUAUCACAAUUAUUGAAUCUAUGGCAUCUACUGACUUGCGAAGCCAACAUGGGAGGGGUCAAGCACAAAGGAGGGGAGUAUUAGAAUUGAGUACUCAAGACGCCCUCUUAGCUCAACAUAAGCUUCUUACUCAACAAAUCGAAUCUCUCAACCAACAAAUGGCUAAAUUACCUCAACAACUCCAAGCCAUGCAUGCCAAUCCUUGCCAAACUCAACAAGUUAUGCGGUGUGAUUUUUGUGGAGGUGAUCAUUCCAAUGGCUAUUGUCAAGUUCCUAGUGGCUCCCAAGGUGAAGAAGUCAAUUAUAUGGGGAACCAAGGACGCCAAAAUUUUCCUAACAAUCCUUAUCCUAGCUCUUACAACCAAGGGUGGAGAAACAAUAAUGCUCAAUUUGGAGGGAAACAAGACAUGGGUGCAUCAAGUAGUAGACUUCACCCUCCACAGCAACAACACCCACCAUUGUAUGAAAGAACUACCAAGCUAGAAGAUACCUUGCAGCAAUUCAUGCAAUUAUCCCUCCAAAAUCAAAAGAAUACAGAUGCUUCAAUUAAAAAUUUGGAGGUGCAAGUGGGACAAUUGGCCAAGCAGUUAGCGGACCAGAAGAGUGGAUCGUUCUCCGCUAAUACACAAACAAAUUCCAAGGAGCAUUGUAAGGUAGUGGCUACAAGAAGUGGGAAGACAUUUGGGGAGAGUAAUCCAAGUGAUAAAGAGAAAAAGGUGAUGAAAGACAAUAGCGAAGCAGAAGACAAAGAUGAAAGUGUAGUGGAGGAGGUGGAGAAUAAAAGAGUGAGUGGAGAGAUUGAGAAAAAGAAAAAAAAGAUUGAGAAGGAAGUUGGAAAGGCACCACCUACAAAGAAUCUUCCAUACCCACAUGCUCCUUCAAGAAAAGACAAAGAGAGACAAUUUGCAAGGUUUCUAGACAUUUUCAAGAGGUUGCAGAUCAAUAUUCCUUUUUCAGAAGCCUUAGAGCAAAUGCCAACUUAUGCUAAAUUUAUGAAGGAGUUAUUAUCAAAGAAAAGGAGAUUCAUUGAAGAAGAAACUAUUGAGUUGGAGGCCGGUUGUAGUGCAAUCAUUCAGAAGUCCCUACCUCAGAAAUAUAAAGAUCCAGGCAGUUUCACAAUCCCUGUAACCAUAGGUACUCUACCUGUGGGUAAGGCAUUAUUGGACUUAGGGGCAAGCAUUAACUUGAUGCCCUUGUCUAUGAUGAGAAGAAUAGGAGAUUUGGAAGCUAGACCUACUCGGAUGACAUUACAGUUGGCUAACAGAUCAAUUAAGUAUCCUCAUGGAGUGGUGGAGGAUGUUUUGGUCAAGGUGGACAAUUUCAUGUUCCCGGUGGAUUUUGUGGUGAUGGACAUGGAAGAGGACAUAGAGGAGAUUCAAAUUCACUAUUACUUUGAGAAGUAUGACUCAUGA